AUGGAUAAGUCGCCCGCGAGGUGCUUCAAUUUGCUUUUCCUGGAGGAGGAUGAGGAGUACAUGGAUGACAUGAUGAUCACGAUGCGGAGGAGGCAGUUGGGAGAGACAAAACAGUUCGGCGCGACACAACAGUUGGGAUCAACACAACAGUUGGGAUCAAUACAACAGUUGGGAUCAACACAACAGUUGGGAUCAACACAACAGUUGGGAUCAACACAACAGUUGGGAUCAACACAACAGUUGGGAUCAACACAACAGUUGGUGGUCACCCGGGGGAGGUUGCGACUAUGCUCGAAGUCGUUAGUGUUUGAGCCACACAGCCUGGAACACCCCGUUUUGAAAUUCCCCUUUAAGAAAAUGGAAAACGUGAAGGUUGGACCCGUAGGAAAUGAAAUCAUAAUCAAGGUAUCUGAAGUUAUAAGGAUGAAAACGAUUGUGCAUGACAGGAAGACGAGGUGCACAUCGCAGUUCACCUACGAUCGGAAGAAUAGGCGCAUGGUUAACGUGAUGAACAAUCUGUACAACGAGUAUUACGAGGAGAUCCGAUAUAUUGAUAAUGAAAACAUAGAUGAGAAAAUUCCUCUGUUUGAGGGGAUACUGAACAACUUUGAUGAAAACGAAGUGGAGUCUUCCUCCCCAGUGGUUAGCGCGUCCAACACCAGUAUCCGAGCAUCUCUUAACAGUGGAGGUGUCGGAUGUGGUGGAAGUUCCUUCGUGUACUUCUUCCAAUGCGACAGCACGCCAAACGGUGCGAAGAAACUGAAGGGAGUGUAUGACAUAAUGGUAAGGAUAAAAAUUGCCAUGGUGGUGCACGAGAAGCAGAUGGAGAUACUCAUAAAGGAAAAGAAGAAGAAACAGGAUGAAAUGGUAAACGUGGGAGGAGGGAGAGAAGAAGAGGAAGGCCCCCUUCCCAUGUACACCCAGAGGGAAAGUAGACAGGAAAAUGGAUCAUUUGGGACCAGUCCCAUAUCGCAAAACCAUAUGCGCAACGAAAGCGGGUCGUCAAAACCCUUACACAGCGUGAAAGAAAUACACCUGGACAAGUACAUCGAAAGGAUGAUGGAGAAACUUACAGAAAAUAUAAAAUUCGAUAUAAGUAGUAUUGGUCUACACGAAAAAAUUAUUACCAACCGAAUGGAAGGAUACUGGGUUUUUAAAAUAUCUCCUCUGCUCAGAACAAAAGGGUUGUUAAAUAUAACAAACAAGUUCAUAUACUUUCAAGCAAAUCCAAACUUCACAAAUAAAAAGGAGAAGAAAUGGAAAACGGAAUCUAUCCUUCAUGUAUUUAAGAGAAUAAUAAUAAUGAAGCCAAAUGCAUUGGAAAUUAUAUUCGACCAUGACAGUAAAAGCAAGUACAGCUCCCUGUACGUGGAGUUUAUCAACUUUUCUGAUAGAGAGCAAAUAAUUUCAGUCCUUAAAAAAAUAAAUCCUCACUCUUUUUUUAUUCAAGAAAAUAAAGAUUUUGUCUAUGCAAUACAGAAGAAGUGGGAGAUAGGGGCUAUAUCCAAUUAUGAAUAUAUUGAUUUCAUUAAUUGCCUCGCUGGACGAAGUAGGAAAGAUUUUUCACAGUAUCCUGUGUUUCCGUGGAUCCUUUGUGAUUACGCAAGGGAAGAACUAGAUCUGAAUGAUGAUUCCAUGUUUAGGAAUUUGAAAAAGCCAGUAGGUUGUUUGAACACAGAGAGAUUAAAUUCGUUAAUAGAGAAAAUGCAAGACCAUGAUUAUUUUUACGGGUCGCACUACUCUACAUUGGCAUAUGUUGUGUAUUUCUUAAUUCGCUUGCAUCCUGAAUGUCAGUUAAAACUUCAAAGUGGAAAAUUCGACACUCUCUCAAGAAUUUUCCUCUCCAUUGAAGGAACCUUCAAUACUGCUCUGAAUGCAAAUUCGUCUUUCAUCGAACUCAUUCCAGAAUUUUAUGAAGACAAUGAUAAUUUCUUAAAAAACAUACUUAGCAUUAGCUCUAACGAGGGAAAUAUACAUGAUGUUAUUUUACCCAGAUGGUGUUCGUCUUCGAAGGAUUUUUUAAUUAAAAUGAAAAAUGCUUUGGAGAGUAAUUAUGCAAAUAAGAAUAUCAACGAAUGGAUUAAUUUAAUUUUUGGAUACAAGCAGAGCGGGCAAAUUGCCAAGGAGAACUUCAAUCUGUUCCAUCCUCUCACGUACAUGCAUACCAUCUUAAAUGAAAAACUCUCCGGUGCUAGUUGUAAAUAUCAUCGUGAAAGAAUGCGAGAAGAGGAGGAAAAUGAAUUUGAGAGGAACUUUAAUGAGAAAAUUAAGUCUCUCAUUACAACUAUGCCUUCCAAGGCGUUGAAAACACAGUUGCAUGAAUUUGGACAAUGCCCCUUCCAGAUUUUUAAGGAACACCACGUUUGUAGGAAAUCCUCCGUUACGUUCAAGUACAAUGAGAACAUUAAGAACUCCCCCUGGUACUACUCCCCCGUGUUCAAUCAGGUUCUGCGCGAUUUGUACUUUAAGCGAAAGCGCAGAAAAGUUUUGAAGAGACGCAGAAGGCUACUCAGUCGCAGCGCUCUGGAAACGGGGAUCAACGUAAGUGAACAAAACGACAACGACGAAGAUGACGUGGAGGAUGAAACGGAUGAUGAGGAUGAGGAGGAGGAUGACGAUGACGAUGAUUAUGAAGAUGACGACGAGGAGGACGAAGAUAUUGAUGAUGUGGAGGAGAGCUACCGUGAUGAUGAGGGAGCCGAUCUCCCUGAUGGAGAUGGGGAAAAGCCCGCGCAGAAUAACCUCCGAGGCAAGAACAAACGACGAGGUAUCGAGGACAGGACUCCCCUUGUGGAGGAAAGAACGAACACCAAGUACACACGAAAGAGGGAGCCAAAAAUGGAAGGCCAUGGAGAGUAUUUGAAAAAGCACCAGUGGAAACUACAUAGAAGUGACCACAUCCCCUGCGUUGUCAAAGGGGUUGCACAUAACCAAUCAAAUGUCUGCUUCGUCUGCAAUAAUGGAUUCAUAAAAAUAAUCAGUCACAAUGAUCUAAUUAAGAGCGAAAUGAAGAACAACAACAAUUUGAUUUCGUUAAAAAUUGGCGAUGAGAACUUCUCCUGCGUUGCCAGUGCAAAGGGUAACUACCUCAUAGGCACUUCCAACGGAAACGUUGUCCUUUUAAAUCCACAGAGCAUUUUGAAGGUCAACGAAGAUGGUGCGUCAGUUAAGGUUCCAUCGCCUAAGGGUAGUCCACAGUUCGAUUCGGGGGGCCAAGCAGAUGCCACCGGCCUGAUAGAUGUUGGCGCCUUGUCAGACGAUUCUAGCUUCCAGCCUAGCGACUCCAACCACUCUCUGCUAUCCUCCUUCGAUGACGUUUUUGAGUAUGAAUCAUACAUGGGGGCAAAGAGGAGCAAAGGGAAAGAAAGGAGAAAAGAUUUUCUCGGCAGUGCAAACAUUUACAACCAAAUGAUCACGAGGAAGUUGCAUAACGAUACGGUGAACAGUAUGAGUUUUUCCGAUAGUUACCUCGCAACAGGGUCGUCAGACGAAACGGUACAACUGUUAAGUGUUGAGAGGGAUUUCCAAAGUUUACAGAUAUAUGACAAUUUUACGGAAUCUGUCAAAUUAGUGGAGCUAAAAAAUAAGUUGUUAUUCACUCAGGCGGAUGGAUUUAAACUCUUCGAUAUACGUGUUCCUCGGAAGAAGCUUCAUUUGGGUAAUCUGAACGGGAAGAGGAACAACCCCGGCAGUGUGCAUGGGGCAAGCGGGAAAAUGGUAGCAAAGGGGGGGAGUAAUGCACUAGGGUCUGGAAGGUUCUUUCAUCUCUACGACAAUGAACAAGUGAGGCGUUUCUAUAAAAGCAUCCAGAAGGUGUACGAGCAAAGUUACAUUACCGUAAAUUAUAUGAGCCCACAAUAUUUAUUUGACAAGAAAAUGAAAAAAAAUAUGAGUCAAACUUUUUUAAAAAAUUCAAACAAUAUUAUUUACUCGUCCCUUAUCAAUGAUCAUACCAUCGUUAGUUUAGACAAACAUAGCAACUUAUAUUUUUAUGACAUUAGAGGGGAGAACUGGAUUAAUGCUCUUUCGACCAGAUCAAUAGAAUCCAGAAGUAAAAGCAGUUUCCUCAUCACAGCUAGCUUUGACGACAGGCAACAGUUAUGUGCAGUUAAUACUGUAGGAGAUAUCUUUUUUGAGUCUAUACAUUUUGGGAACCAUUUUGACAACCCUUUUGACAACCCUUUUGAGGAGGGGGAUGAAAAUACUACAACAGGUCUUUCCAGGACGAAUGUUUUCAACUCCCCAUGUUCCAUCAAUCCGUCAUACAUUUCGUUUAUCAAUCACCUUGACUGUUUCGGAGACUUGGGUGUAGAUAAUGAGGGAGGCAAUGAAAAUGGCUCCUGCAAUUAUAUUUUGUUUACGGGGGAUGACGGGAAGAUGGAGAUACACACAAGGGGUGCGAACGGUAUAUAA
This is a messenger RNA of Plasmodium knowlesi strain H, 4413 nucleotides long. Its product is annotated as BEACH domain-containing protein, putative. Gene Ontology annotation, molecular function: protein binding. The record is from RefSeq and is a predicted model, not a curated record. The transcript has a single exon. Lineage: Eukaryota; Apicomplexa; Aconoidasida; Haemosporida; Plasmodiidae. Bases 1 to 4413 code for a protein of 1470 amino acids.